Manduca sexta (tobacco hornworm) is the source of this 4858-nucleotide messenger RNA. RefSeq names its product furin-like protease 2. Lineage: Eukaryota; Metazoa; Arthropoda; Insecta; Lepidoptera; Sphingidae. Gene Ontology annotation, cellular component: trans-Golgi network; Golgi membrane. The record is from RefSeq and is a predicted model, not a curated record. The coding region runs from base 100 to 3927 and encodes 1275 amino acids. Gene Ontology annotation, biological process: protein processing. Gene Ontology annotation, molecular function: serine-type endopeptidase activity. The transcript has 12 exons.
ACGUCGCCUGGUCUCCGGCGGAACCGCGAUCAGAUCUGCGUACGUCAGGUUCAUAAACGCAGAUGGAAGUCCACGUUAGGUAGUAAUGUGAAAUGCGUGAUGUUUGCACUUGUGUUGGUGCUGUUGACAGUGCUUGAGCCGUGUGUGUUGUUAUACCAUCGGCAGUUCGCGGUAUAUGUUCCGGAUGGGCCGGAGAGAGCCCACGACAUAGCCCAUAAGCAUGGCUUCGUCAACCACGGCGAGAUUGGAAACUUGAAACAUUUCUACUUGUUUUCACACCCGCAAAUCAGCAAGAGAUCGCCGAACGCGAGCGUUGAUUACGUGAACAGACUCAAAAAUGAUCCACAGGUGAGAUGGGUGAUGCAGCAAAAAGAGCUGAGGAGGACGAAAAGGGACCAUCAGUGGAGGCCGCGACAUGUUAUGAGGCAGUCCAGCGCGCCCGCCUUCCCAGACCCUCUGUUCAAGGAGCAGUGGUAUUUGAAUGGCGGGGCGGCUGAUGGUCUGGACAUGAACGUGGGCUACGCCUGGAGGAAAGGUUAUACGGGAAAAGGAGUCGUCAUAACAAUUCUGGAUGACGGGAUACAGCCCAACCAUCCAGAUUUGUCCCAGAACUAUGAUCCGGCCGCGUCGACCGACAUAAACGGGAACGACACGGACCCGACGCCGCAGGACAAUGGUGACAAUAAACACGGCACCCGGUGCGCCGGGGAAGUGGCCGCGGUCGCCUACAAUCGAUAUUGCGGUGUCGGCAUCGCGUACAAUGCUAGCAUCGGCGGAGUCAGGAUGCUCGACGGCCUUGUCAACGACGCAGUGGAAGCGCAAGCACUCAGUUUCAACACCCAUCAUAUAGAUAUUUACAGUGCCUCCUGGGGACCUGAAGAUGACGGCAAAACUGUAGACGGCCCCGGCCCUUUAGCCAGAAGAGCGUUUAUAAAUGGGGUGACAAACGGAAGAGGUGGGAAGGGAUCCAUAUUCAUAUGGGCCUCAGGAAAUGGAGGGCGGCACACUGACUCUUGCAACUGCGAUGGAUAUGCAAAUAGUAUAUUUACCAUAUCUAUAUCUAGCGCGACUCAGGGAGGUUACAAGCCCUGGUACUUAGAAGAGUGCUCUUCAACGAUAGCUUCUACGUAUAGUUCGGGUACUCCGGGGCGGGAUAAAAGCGUAGCCACAGUAGAUAUGGAUGUACAGUUAAGGCCAGACCAUAUUUGUACUGUAGACCAUACAGGGACCUCGGCCUCAGCGCCGUUAGCCGCUGGGAUAUGUGCUUUAGCUUUAGAGGCAAAUCCGUUAUUAACUUGGAGAGAUAUGCAACAUUUAGUAGUAAUGACGUCAAGGUCACAACCUUUAGAAAAAGAGGAAGGAUGGAUCGUUAAUGGUGUGAAGAGAAAAGUUAGUCAUAAAUUCGGCUAUGGCCUAAUGGAUGCGGCCCAAAUGAUCACAUUAGCAGAACAGUGGACGAAUGUGCCACCUCAACACAUUUGUAAAUCGCAGGAAAUAAAUGAAGACAAAAGCAUUGAAACAUCUUUCGGUUACACUAUAUCAGUUCAUAUGGACGUGAAUGGAUGCAGCGGAACUAUGAAUGAGGUCAGGUUUUUGGAACACGUUCAAUGUAAAAUUUCACUAAGCUUUUUCCCAAGAGGAAAUUUACGGAUACUGCUUACGUCGCCGAUGGGGACUACUUCCACCCUUUUAUUUGAGAGAACACAUGACGCGACGAGUUCUAACUUCGAUGAUUGGCCCUUUUUGAGUGUUCACUUUUGGGGUGAAAGCGCGGAGGGUCGAUGGACCCUACAGAUAAUAAACGCGGGAAACAAUCACGUCACUCAACCGGGGAUAUUGAAAAAGUGGCAAUUGAUAUUUUAUGGUACGGCUACGAAUCCCAUACGUCUUCGUAAUAACGGCUAUUUCAACUCAAAGAACACUUACCAAGAGGAGAAAACUUACCACAUAAACGACGUUUACGAUGCUUCCGAAUACUCGCAGUUUCUUAAUGAAAUCGAACUUGGAAUUUCGGACAGACGAAGUUAUCCGAAGAACAUUCCUUCAGCACAAAGGAAAAAUGUGCUCGCAGAUGCCAAUGAUAAGCAAGUUCAGAGAUUGUGCGACCCGGAAUGUGACUCGCAAGGCUGUUAUGGAAAAGGGCCGACGCAAUGCGUGGCAUGUAAACAUUAUAGAUUGGACAAUUCUUGCGUAUCUAGAUGUCCUCCUCGGAGUUUUGUUAAUCAAGGAGGUGUGUGUUGGCCUUGUCACGAGUCUUGUGAGACUUGUGCUGGGGCCGGCCAGGACUCGUGCCUCACGUGUGCUCCUGCUCAUCUUCUAGUUAUAGAUUUAGCGGUGUGCCUUCAGCAGUGCCCUGAUGGAUACUAUGAAGAUCCUGAUGCAAACGCAUGCUUUCCAUGCGCUGAGCACUGCGAUACUUGUUCGGAAAAGGCAGAUAUGUGUGCAUCAUGUGCUCAUAGUUACGUAUUGUAUAACGGUUCAUGCCUCGCCGCUUGUCCGUCAGGGACUUAUCAAAAGGACGAUUUUGGAUGCAUGACUUGUCACGAAUCAUGCGAGUCAUGCCACGGGCCCAGCGAGACGGCGUGUGUAUCGUGUCGAAUAGGGGAUUACGCUUUUAAAAAUAGAUGCGUUCCGAAAUGUCCUGAAGGAUAUUACACAGAUAUGCAGAGACGGGAAUGUUUACCGUGUCCGAUUGGAUGUACCGUCUGCACGUAUGCCAUUUGUUCUGUUUGCAAAGAGAAAUGGUUCCUAACUAAGGCAGGAAAUUGUCUCCCACACGGCAAUGACAAAUGUGAUACCAACGAAUAUUACGAGGAAGGUCGUUGUAAACAUUGCCAUUCAACGUGCGAGAAAUGCAGUGGAUCUAAUGAAUGGGACUGUUUGUCUUGUACCAGUCCGCUCCUUCUGCAAGGAUCCAGAUGCGUCGCUGAAUGUGGUCAAGGUUUCUACCAAACAGCAGGACGCUGCUCCAAAUGUCCUCACACGUGUUCAAGCUGCGUAUCCAGAUUAAACUGUACCUCAUGUACUGGCGCUUUAAGAUUACAAUCCGGGACCUGCAGAGCUACUUGCGCUCCCGGCUACUACCCAGACGAAGGGACUUGCUCGAAAUGCUACCUAUCAUGUGAAACGUGCACCGGUCCAAGACGAGAUCAGUGUGCAUCUUGCCCACCUGAUUGGAGACUCGCGGCUGGGGAAUGUAGGCCAGAAUGUCCUCAGAACUUCUUCCCCUGGGAGGAUAGCUGCCGCCGCUGCCACCAUUACUGUCAAGAUUGCCACGGAGCAGGGCCACAGCAGUGCACCUCUUGCCCCCCACAUUUUUCCCUAGAAAAUGGUUUGUGUGUGGAGUGCCUUAGUUCUCAGUACUAUGAAGCGAGGACGCGGAGUUGUCGCCCGUGUCACGACUCUUGCAGGUCGUGUUCAGGACCUGGGUCUACGAGUUGUGUUACAUGUGCCCAUCCGUUAAGAUUAGAUAGGGUCAACCACAAAUGCCUGCCAUGCUGCACAGAGAGCAUGGCGUCUUUCUAUUUAUACGCGAACCAAACAUCAGAUUGCUGUCAUUGCGACAAGGAUAUUGGUGGUUGUUUAAACGGGUCAUCAGCAGGCAAGCGACGGAUAGCCGAAAAUGUGGGAGGACACAUAACAGCCUCAUUCUUCGUCGACGAUGCCAAUGGUCCCACCGCUGGGCUGGACAAGAACUGGCUGGCAUUGUGGACUGCUGUUGGAGUUUUGUUUGUUGUUGCUUGCGUUGUAUUAGCUGUGAAGCUUAGAGCAAGAAGGCGAAAACACAAAACCUUGUAUCCGAAGACACAAUACUCACAAUUGACGACAAUCGACGAAGAUCUUGUAGUUUUGACGUCAUCGACGACGUUAAAAACAAAUAAUGACGAUUCGAAUCCAGAUAAAAAUGUUUUAGAAGAGCCCACAUAGCAAUGUAAACUGUAAUGCUAAUGCAAUUAGAGUAAUUUUACAAUGCAGACUGAUACGUAGAGGUUUCAAUAUUCUGUACAUAACGGUAAAAUAUGUUGAUGGAUUUUUUGAUAACCAUUGUCGAGUUGGACGGGAAGGUUAAAAACACUAUUGAAUUAGUGAAUAAAUAAAAUGAUAUUAGUGUUAAUAAAUUACUAUACAGCUUAUAAUAACAGUUGUAUAUAAUUAUACCAAAUCAUUGGCAACUUAAGUAAUACAAAGAGAAUAUCAAAUAAGCCAAUUAGGUAAUAAAAAUUACUUGCCUGAAUGAUUUAUCAAGUUCCUGACAGAUCUUUGGCGUUCGUAUUCUGACAAUAGCAGUUGAUUGUUGCCGUUAAAUAUUUAAAAAAGUAAUCGAUGGAGGUCUGUCGAGUAAGCCAGUCCCACUAAACUGAUCUAAUUUGGCUUCCUGGGGAUUAAUCCUUGUCUAUGAAACUAAACGAAUGGUCAUAAUGGCGGUGCAAUCAAUUAGAAUCAGAAGGUAUAGUGACUCCUUCGAUCGCGUCUUUUAAAUUUUGUCGAUUUAUGUAUCGUUCCAUAAUUCAUUACAAGGUCUGUGAUUUCUAUGUUAUUUUGGGAGUUAUUCAAUGUUUUACUAUUCGUUCCGUCUUUCUAAUGCUGAGGCAUACUAAAGUUAUUAACAACAACUAUUACAGUCAAUGAGGCUUGAAAUAGCGACAUGAAAUCAAAAUUAUAUGAAAAUAAAUACCAAUUAAUAUUAAAUAAGUCUGUAAUAAUAGUCCAUCGGAUUAACAAGCUGAAGGGGCAGUGGGCAGGGCACAUUGCUCGCAGAACUAAUGCCCGAUGAAGCAAGAAGGUUCUGGAGUGGAGGCCACGAACUGGCAAUCACAGCGUCGUACGUCCAUCCACGAGGUGGACAGAUGACCACAUA